Messenger RNA from Saccharomycopsis crataegensis, 2130 nucleotides. Its product is annotated as alkaline phosphatase family protein. Lineage: Eukaryota; Fungi; Ascomycota; Saccharomycetes; Ascoideales; Saccharomycopsidaceae. The record is from RefSeq and is a predicted model, not a curated record. The coding region runs from base 1 to 2130 and encodes 709 amino acids. Gene Ontology annotation, molecular function: nucleoside triphosphate diphosphatase activity; ribonucleoside triphosphate phosphatase activity. Gene Ontology annotation, biological process: nucleoside triphosphate metabolic process. The transcript has a single exon.
AUGAACACCCCUCAUGACAUUGAUAUUCCUAUAACUGAUCUCGAUGAUUCUGACGAGGAUGACAUUAUCAUUCACCAACCGGUCGCAAAUUCUCUAAUAAUUGAGAACGAUGAUGAUCACUUUGGAACAAAACCUCAUUCGAGCUUUUUCAAAAGGUUGAUAUCACCACUCAGGUUGAAUUACUCUGAACUUAAUCUCCAGAGAGAGUCAAUUGAGUUGGCUGACUAUAAUGUUGAUAUUGGUCAACGAAUAAAGAAUCCCCAUUUCUUGGAUUCUUCUCCUAAGAGUAGUAGCUGGAUCAAGCGGAUGUUUUUCCACAUUACCAUUUUUGGGUUCAUGGGCAGCUUAUUGUUGUCUUCAAUAGCAAUUUCCAAUCAUAAACAAGACCAACUAAAAUCCCAUUUGUUUGACACCGAAAAGCCAAUUUACAACAAUGGGUCGCACGAUUUUUAUCCAACUACAAUAAUGAUCUCUUUAGAUGGGUUCCAUCCUCAUUAUAUUUCGCCACAACUCACGCCAUUCAUGCAUAAUUUAUAUAUUGAUUCUUACGGACCUCCAUACAUGGUCCCGUCAUUUCCUUCAUCGACGUUUCCAAACCAUUGGACAAUGGCCACUGGAUUGCUUCCUGCAUGGCACGGGAUUGUGGGGAAUACUUUUUAUGAUCUAGUCAUUGAGAAACAAUUCAUUAACGUUGAUGGCGGGUCUAGUUUAGAUAAAUAUUGGUGGGGUGGUGAACCAAUAUGGGAAACUGCAUUUUACCAUGGUGUGUCGACCGCGGUUCAUAUGUGGCCAGGUAGCGAAGUACCCAUUGAUCUUGGCAGGCCGUUAGAAUUUGACAAAUACAAUGGGUCAGAAUUGUUAUCGAAAAAAGUCGAUCGAUUGAUCGAUUGGAUAGAUCGGGAUAUUAGCAGUCGACCAGAAUUGAUUUUGGGGUACGUUCCAACUAUCGAUUCUAUCGGCCAUAAGUACGGCGUUAGUGGGAAGCAGUUGGAAAAUGGGUUGAAAUAUGUCGAUAAUUUUGUGGAAACUGUUAUUCUUGAGUUGCAAAGUCGAAAUUUGAGUGAUAUUGUCAAUUUGAUAAUUGUUUCUGAUCACGGUAUGGCACCGACUUCCGAUGAUCGAUUAAUAAUGAUCGAUAAUUUAAUUGAUUUGGGUAAAAUCCAACAUUUUGAUGGCUGGCCAUUGUUUGGAUUGAGACCUUUCGAAGAGAAUUCUGUCGAAGAAGUUUAUGAGGAUUUGGAGCGUCAGUACAAUGAAUUAUCAAGCCCACCACACUUUCAGAUAUUUAGAAAAGAGGACAUGCCAGAAGAAUGGUUGUUUGGGAAUGUUGAUAGUCCCUAUGAUGACCGGAUCGCCCCAAUUUGGUUAGUUCCUGACGUCGGGUAUGCUAUUGUUAUGGAAAAAGAGGUGGCUGAUAAUGGCGGGACUUAUAAAACCAAAGGAAUUCACGGUUACAACAACACAGAAGUGCUAAUGAGAGCGUUGUUUUUGGGUACCGGUCCAUAUUUUGACUCAAAAGUUGAAAAGUACGGUAAAAACAAAGUUGAACCAUUUAGAAAUACAGAAAUUUACAAUAUCGUUUGCGAUUCUUUACAUUUUAAACCAAACGAGAAUAAUGGGACGACUAAUCCGGAAUUAGUUUUCCAAAAAAUAUUAGAAGAUGAGUGGAACGAUCCUGUUGAUUAUCCGAAUGUUGAUUUUGAAAUAGAGAUUAUUGUUGAUGCCAAUGCCACAUAUGAUUUAUUGUUUAGAAGUGACGGUAAUAUCAGUGAAAAGGAAGUGGAUAUUCCUUUGAACCCAACCAGCUCAUUAUUGUCAACUGAAGAAGUCAUCGGGACAUCAAUUACCCCGGAGUCGGUUCCUGGUCCAACUUUCAAACCAGACCAUUUUGAAACCAUUACUGUUACAAAAGAGACUACUACUAGUUCGACAAACACUGUGGAGACUAGUAACUCCGUGGAGACUUCUACCCUGGAGACUUCCAGUACAGACUCAGUUCAGGAGCAUGAUAAUUCUCUUUGGAAUUAUCUUGAGGACAAAAUAGAGGGGAUUAUUGAAGAGAUUGGUGAUGAGGCCAAGGUAAUUUUUGAUCAAAUUAAUGAUGCUGUUAGUAAAGAUGAUAGAAACUAA